Messenger RNA from Manduca sexta (tobacco hornworm), 2040 nucleotides. RefSeq lists its product as uncharacterized. Gene Ontology annotation, biological process: detection of chemical stimulus involved in sensory perception of smell; sensory perception of smell. Gene Ontology annotation, cellular component: plasma membrane. Gene Ontology annotation, molecular function: odorant binding; olfactory receptor activity. NCBI's taxonomy places the organism in Eukaryota, Metazoa, Arthropoda, Insecta, Lepidoptera, Sphingidae. The transcript has 8 exons. Bases 30 to 1259 code for a protein of 409 amino acids. The record is from RefSeq and is a predicted model, not a curated record.
CUGAUGUUCAAUUGCCAGCUGUCAGAGACAUGGGGCAGGAUUACUAUUUACAACCACCAAGAACCCAAUUAUUCUACACAAUAUUAGGGCACAUAUCUACUAUAUUCGGAACAUGUCAGAUGGAAUGGUGGGGUCCACAAUACAAGAUAUCAAAAUGGUUAGCGUGGCUUUACUUCUUGCAGAGACAUUCUGUAAGAACAUUCGGUAAGGUGGUAUGCCUAUCGCAAAGUGUGUUCAUGGUGCUAAACUUCAAUACGUUGAGUUCUUCUGUACUCAUAGUUAUUUUAACUAUAACUCCUGUCGGCUAUUUAGUGGCGGUAAAAGCAGAAACGGCAAAGUUAAAGAGUUAUGAGAAAGUUAUGAAAGCAUUCAUGGACAAAAUUCAUAUUUACAACUGUUACGUGAGGAACAAAGACUCGGAGUAUGUGAAAACGAAAGUGAAACAAGUUGAAUUUUUGUCGCGUUUCACCACCUGGUUUCUAACAUUCUUUCUCUACAUUUGCUGGAGUGCUUGGAUGCUUCAACCAACGCUGUACAACAUAAGGAACAUUGAUGCAAUUUUAAAUAAAACUCAGGAUUUUCAAUAUUAUAUAUAUUUGUGGACGCCUCUUGAAUAUCAUCACAAUCUUCGAAAUUACUUGAUAAUUCACACUGUGUGCGUAUAUCUAGGAGUAACAGCCAUAACAGUUAUUAUAACGUUUGACUGUCUAAAUAUGAUAAUAGUGUACCAUAUAGUUGGCCACAUCUAUAUUCUGAAACAUAAUUUUCGAACGAAAUUAGCCGAUGAUUUUACCGAUGAAAAGGCGAAAGAGUUCCUUGUUGAUACUAUCAAGUAUCAUUCUUUCAUAAUUACGACCUUUAAAAAUGUGCAGAACGCUUUUGGAAUAAACGUCGCGGCAAAUUAUUUGCAAAAUUUAUUUGAAGAUGGGCUAUGUUUGUAUCAAAUGAUGAAAGGCGAUAUGGAAAAUUUUGUUAAGUAUGGAUUGAUGUUGGUGAUUUAUUUAGGCAGUCUCAUUAUGUUGUCGGUGGUGUUGGAAGAAAUAAAGCGUCAAAAUAGCGACUUAUCGGAAGUAGUUUACAGUAUACCGUGGCAAAGGAUGUCUGUGUCGAAUCAAAAGACAGUAAUGCUGUUGUUGUUCAGAACACAGCCGGAUCUUGAAUUCCGCGCCGCGUGUGGUAUGAAAGCCGGGGUCCAGCCAGCUCUGUCGAUAAUCAAAUCUAUGUUUUCAUACUACGUCAUGAUUAAAUCUAGAAUGUAAUUUGUUGCUACAAUAUCUACACGCUUUAAAAUUUUAAUUUACGGAUUUUAAUCACAGGAAGGUUUUUUUUAAUAUUCAAAGUGUCGUAUAAAACUUUUUAAAGCUAUGUUUAAAAUGUUAUAUUCUUAUUAACACUUCUUUAUUUUCAUCGCCCUAUGUUAACUGGUUCUUUACCAUUAAUGUUUUCUCUCAUUUUUACUAUUUACGAUACUAUUCCAUAACGGUUUCUUUCAAUAUGUUUGCACCCUUUUACUGGACAACGUUACAUUAUUCAUUAUUAUGGUGCUAACGUUCCAUUUUUUCCAUAUUAGAAGGCACUCACGCGUGUUUUGUCUAAAUUAGAAACUUCAGUAACAGUAAAAAGUUUUAUUUGUUAAAUUUUCUUCAUUGCAACUUCUUAUAAAAUUAAAUCGUGAAAAUAUUAAAAAAUAGGUGUGUGUGCCUUCUAUAUGGAAAAAAAGUGGAACGUUAGCACCAAAAUAAUGAAUUAUGUAACGUUGUCUGAUAAAAAGAGUGAAAAACAUAUUAAAGGAGUUCGUUGUGGAAUAAUAUAAUAUAUAAGUUUCUUAUUUAUGAAUCUACAGCAUUUUAAACUAUAUUUCCGCAUACUCGUUUUGCACGUGAGAAAUAUAAAUUGCUGAGCUGUUUGUUUACUUUCUUCCCUUGUUAUUAUCGUGUACUUGAUAAUUUAAGCAAAACAGAACUGCAAUUCCUUUAACUUAUAAUUAUAUAAUGCCAUUGAAAACCUUUCAAAGUUAUUAGAUAAUUAUAAGUCAACAAA